Molecule: messenger RNA, 2158 nt
Organism: Lonchura striata (white-rumped munia)
Lineage: Eukaryota; Metazoa; Chordata; Aves; Passeriformes; Estrildidae
Source: RefSeq, a predicted model, not a curated record
AUGUUCCACCUCUUCUCCCACUGCUGGUCGUGGCUGCAGGCCAUACAGGAGCCCGUCAGGAAGGUGACCCUCCUUGUCAUGGGGCUGGACAACGCAGGGAAAACCUCCGUCAUCGCGGACAUGGGGGCAGCGCUGGCCGGGGAGGCGCUGCCCGGUGCGCAGCCUGGCCGGAGCCGCCUGCGGCUGGACAGGUUCGAGGUGACGCUGCUGGAGCUGCCCGGGGCGCAGCGCUCCCGCAGCGCCUGGCGCAGCCACUACAGCGAGGCGCAGGGGCUGCUCUUCGUGCUGGACUCCGGUGACCCGGCACGGAUGGAGGAGGCCCGCAAGGUCCUGAGCCGCGUCCUGAGCCACCCCGAGGUGUCCGGGAAGCCGCUCUUGCUGCUGGCCAACAAGCAGGACGCGGCGGGCGCGCUGCUGCCCUGCGAGCUGAUCGAGCGGCUGUGCCUGGAGCGCCUGGUCAACGAGAAGCGCUCGCCCUGCCGCAUCCGAUCGCCCCCACAGCGCUGCGCUCCCUCCCGCAGGCACCGGCCGCCCCCCGGGGAGGAUGCUCGGGAGGGCGCGGGGAAGAGCGGGGAGCCCCGGCCGGAGCGCCCGGUCUGCCGCCUCCUGCCCCCGGAGGAGAGCAUGAAGGGCCCCAGGAGGAGGAAGAGGAAGGUGAAGGUGAAGAAGAAGGGCUCGGGGCAGCCAAGCCCAGCUGCAGAGUUGGAGGCACCGGGAGCAGGGGCCGCCGGGGGGCUGCUGCUCCCCAACAGGGUCGGGCAGGAGGAGCCCAUACCCGGCCCCUGCCCAGCACAGGGUAUGAAAAAGAAAAAAAAGAAGAAAAUCAAGAAUAAAAUCAAGUCACGGGAACCUUCUCUGGAGCAGCAGCGUGAGGAGAUCUCAAGCACCUUUGAUCUGUACCGCCGCGCCAUGCUGGCUCUGAAGAUGAGGCAGGAGCAGAGGAAGCAGCCGUCGGCCGUCGCCCCCUGAGCAGGGAGGCAUGGAGCGGGGGGUGCAUCCCUGCAGUGGCACUGCCACCCGCGCCCCUGCACAGCUGGCAGAGCUGGGAAAUGGGUCCUGGGCCACAAACAGCAUCCUUGUCCCCUGCGUGGCUUGAGAACCAGGGAUCCACGGGGGCGAGCCAAAGGUCCCUUUGUGAGAUGCCGGGCUGUAAAUCCAUGGGAAAAGGGAGCAGCCAGCCCUGGCUGCCCCUGUCAGUGUUCGUGGGAGACUCCACCUAAAGCCAGACCAGUCUGUGCAGGAGAGGAAGAUCCGAGCAAACAUCCCGGAGGACAGCUUGUCCCUGAAUGGGCCUGUGCCCCGGGAGAGCUGUUUCCUCAGGCCAGGGCUGCACUCCCACUGCCUGGAUCGGUGUCGUGGAGGGAGCUCAGCCCCAGGUGGGCCCCGGGGAGGAGAGGAGCUCUGCCGGACCCUCAGCCACACCUGGCAGGGCUGCCAGGACCCGCCUCACACGCUGGAGGAAGGUGACGCCCGGUUUGUGCAUCCUGCAGCCCGUCAGAGAAAAUCUAAACUCAAAGCAGCUGGUGGCGGAGGCUCCAGCCCCAGGAGCGUUCCUCCUGACCGUGCCAUCCUUCCAGGAGGGUCCCUGGCGCUCCAGCCUGGCACUCUGCUGGCCCAGGUGGUCCCUGGGGUGCACUCAGCUCUGCCCUGAGAGGGCCAGUGCGUGUGCCAGAGCCGUGCCAGCCAGAGCCGUGCCAGCCAGGCCUCCUGUGGCACAGCAUGUGCCAGAGCCAUGAUUCCCACACCGAGCCGUGCCAGCCUGGCACCGGGCCGUGCCAGCCUGGCACCGAGCCGUGCCAGCGGGCUCUGCACGCCGGCAGAGCUCCCUCAGCCCUGCAAACACUCCCCCGAGCCCGGGGCCGGGCAGUUUUCCCUGCCCCUGCAGCAGCUGUGCUGGAGGCUCUCCGUGUUCCCCUGGCACUGAGGAACUGGCACUGCCUCUGUGCUCCAGGGGAAGGCAAACCACAGCAGCCCUUCCUCGGCAGGGCUGAAGGGGAAAAGGGCAGAAACUGGCUGCUCUGCCUUGCCAGCCUGCCAUAACGUUCUGUCUACCCUCUGCUGUAUUCAGCUGUUGGCAACUGCAGGGACUGUUUGUAAAUAAUCUGUAAAUAGCAGCAGCAGAAGUUAACACUGCCCUGUAAAUACAGCACUUGCAGCA